Messenger RNA from Penicillium subrubescens, 1281 nucleotides. RefSeq lists its product as uncharacterized. The record is from RefSeq and is a predicted model, not a curated record. Bases 28 to 627 code for a protein of 199 amino acids. Lineage: Eukaryota; Fungi; Ascomycota; Eurotiomycetes; Eurotiales; Aspergillaceae. The transcript is spliced from 7 exons.
UUCAUAUUACUCUGAUCAUCCUACAACAUGAGCGAUAACUUGGCUUUAAAGCAUGCUUUUGACAUUGAAGUGCAGGUGGACAAGUACUCUGAGGGAGAAACAGACCUAGAUCAGCAAACGAAAAAUCUGAAUUUUACAAUCGUCGGGGGAAGCAUCACCCCGGAAGAGACGUUCACGCCGCGCAUUAAAUCGACCUCAAUCACAGGGAUUGACGAGGCUACGUUGAGUUACAAGGAGAAGAUCUUGCACUUAAAGGUCACUGCUGAAGCACUCAUUGAUCAUGAGAUGGCGUCUGGUCAUGAGACAGGAUUUAGGUCUAAGGUGCAACUCACGUGGUAUGGCGAUGUGAAGCUCGGGAAGGAUGAGGACAGCAUUCUUUAUGGAAACUUCACGGGUGAAACGCAAUUGGGAAAUCCAAUUGCGUGUUUUCGCCUCGAUGGUAAAAGCGAAGAAUUUGCUGGACUUAAAAACCGGACUUUUAUUGGUCAAGGCAAAUUUAAAUGCAAUGGGAACGGGCUGCGCAUAUUCUACCAUGUGAGCGAAGUCACUCAGAAGGGCGGCCGUACGGAAUUGGAAAUCAUGGAAUGCUUGAGAAAUGAGGAAUUUAGAUUUCCACUCAUUCAAUAACCAAGAGUUGAAACGGCGGAGACAGAGCCAUCUAUUAUGAGAUAAAUUUUUUGACAAUAUUCGAAAUUGAUGACUCCAUUUCCAAUACAGUAGCUACAAGAGUAACUGAACUCGUUUUGUUAUGCCCCUUGUAGAGAUCGUUUCCAAUCGGUUCUACAUGGUCAAUCCUGAUUGACUUACAACCAAAUACAUUAUCUCCGACCCAUUUAGGGGCCAGGCCGGACGCCACUCUUUUCAAAACGAUGCGCUCACGCUUUUGCGUAGUACAUAACAUACUCCAACCUGAAACAUCGAGUUCUCUGUAACCUGUGGUUCACUAAUGCUUGCACCAUGAUCGUUGCCCCAUAGUUUGAGAUCCCGUUUUCUCCUUGAGAGAGGAAAUACUGAUCACAACUCAGGCCGUACGCGCCGUUUGCUUCAUCAUCUUGUUCGGAAGUUCGAAAGCAGUAAAUAUGGGCAGCGCGCUAGAACAAAGACAACCGUAAAGGGGCUUACAAGUCGAAGCAACAAGACGUACAUUGCGGUCUUUAGGGGCAAUGGGAAAACUACAUACGGAUGGCCCUCAAUGGCCUAGUAGGUCCCAUCAUUUGAGGACAUAUAAGUGGCGCAAUGAUAUCUACCAUGAGUUACAGAAUAUAAUGCGAAAUUCGGGGC